CAAGGUCAUCAUCUCCAUCGCAAAUACGAGCCUCAGCACUGCGCCGAAUCGGACCAUAGUUUUCCCAUAGCCUAAUUUUGCAGGCUGUUUCGAACAUUGGAUGCUUCCUGAAAACAUGGCGACUGAUUUCCCACUCGUCUUCAUACAACUUAUUUAGACAUUCCUCGUCGCUCUUUUGUUCUUGCUUCCGGUUCAAUCGUCCCGCUCAAGUCUUUGUAAUCCCUUAUUCCAUUCCGCUGGUUCUUGUUACUUCAACCGAUUUUCUUGCAACAUGUCUUCCGAGCACGAGGCUGAGAAGCUGCCUGACCAAAAGAGCCGCAGUUCCUCUGAGGACCUCGCGGAAAAAUCAGAGCCAGAAACGCCUGACGUCGAGUCUGCCGAUGAAAAGGAUGUUGCUCCCGAGCCAGCAAUCGAGUAUCCAACGGGGUUUCAGUUCUUCACCGUGAUAGCUGCACUGUUACUUAAUGUGUUUCUGGUUGCGCUCGAUCAGACCAUCGUCGCAACGGCCAUACCCAAAAUUACCGACGAGUUCAAAGGAUUAGAUCAGGUUGGCUGGUAUGCUUCUGCUUACUUCAUGACCUUUGGCGGGUUUCAAAGCACCUGGGGCAAGAUCUUCAAAUACUUUCCGCUCAAGAUCACGUUCUUGACUUCGAUUAUCCUGUUCGAAGUUGGCUCUUUAAUCUGCGGCGUGGCUCCAAAUGCAGAUACGUUGAUCGCAGGAAGAGCUAUCGCGGGGCUGGGAGCCGCAGGUAUCGCUACAGGUGCUUAUGUCAUUGUAGCUUUUGCGGUUGAGCCAAAAUCUCGUGCUACCUACAAUGGUAUGAUGGCUGCCAUGUAUGGCGUUUCUGCUAUCGCCGGGCCUCUGCUUGGAGGAGCCUUCUCAGACAAAGUCACAUGGCGGUGGUGCUUUUACAUCAACUUGCCCAUUGGUGGCCUCGUUGGGGGUCUGAUUCUCAUCUUCUUCCGUACGCCAAGCGCAGCGAAGCCCGCUGAGGCUACUCUCAAAGAGAAGGUUAUUCAAAUGGACCUUGUUGGAGCCGCUCUUGUUAUGGGCGCUCUCAUUUCCUUCAUACUGGGAAUGCAGUACGGCGGUCAAACCAAGUCCUGGAGCAGCAGCGUCGUAAUCGGACUUUUAGUCGGAUCACCGCUCAUGUGGAUUGCAUUCGUCGCCUGGGAAUUGUACAUGGGCGAUCGUGCUAUGAUUCCCUGGCGACUGUUGAAGCAGCGCUCCGUCUGGGUAGGCGGCUUGUUCCAAUUCCUUCUAGGCGGGUCUUAUUUCAUUGUGCUAUAUUAUCUUCCAAUCUAUUUCCAAAGCGUCGAUGGGACCAGCCCAAUUGGCUCAGGGGUACGGAACCUGCCCAUGAUUAUCCCAGUCGUGAUCGCUUCGAUGGUUGGCGGUAUUUUCAUCACAAAAACAGGCCGUGUCGCCAUCGUCGCCGUCUUCGGAUCGGUCCUGGCUACAAUCUGCGCCGGUCUGCUAUAUAGCAUGGACGUACACACGUCAACCGGGAAAUGGAUCGGAUAUCAGAUCAUCGGUGGCACCGGAUGGGGCAUUGCUUGGAUGUGCUCUAUGGUCAUCGUUCAGGCGUAUUCGAAGCCAGAAGACAUUUCAACAUCGACAGCCAUCAACCUCUUCCUUCAACUUCUAGGCGGUGCAUUGGGAGUAGCAGCUGCGCAAUCCGCGUUCGUCAAUAAGAUGUCCAAAACCCUUCGGCGCACAGCACCAGGCAUCAAUCCCAUGCAGGUCAUUGUCACCGGUGCGACGCAAAUUCGCAGCUCGUUCCCUCCCGAAGCCGUUCCUGGGAUCGUGGAGGCCUACAUGCAGGGCAUCAAAGUUGCCUUCAUUCUGGUCAUUGCGUUUAUGAGUCUUUCUGUGCUCGUGAGCUUGAUGCUGGACUUUAGACCACUUCCUGCCAAUCGCGAGGGCAAAGACGUCGUCAUUGCUGCUUAGACCGUGCGGAAUAGAGAACUAGAUUUCGACAUAGACAAAAUUUUGACGGAAACAGGCGUAGAGUAAUGAAUAAUCUUUUUUUAUAUACACGGAGAGGCAGUGAAUUGCUGACAAGAGUUUACACGUUGAAGAAACCUUCAACCUGAGGUCCUGCGUCUCACACGCUCGUUGUCCAGCCUAGUGCAUCACAGAUCAAAGAAAACAUCUUCACUCAAACUGCAUCGAAGUCUCCGUGCUAGUUCAAGCCGUUGCCUUCCUAUUU
Molecule: messenger RNA, 2213 nt
Organism: Verruconis gallopava
Lineage: Eukaryota; Fungi; Ascomycota; Dothideomycetes; Venturiales; Sympoventuriaceae
Exons: 6
Coding region: 272-1951 (559 amino acids)
Biological process (GO): transmembrane transport
Molecular function (GO): transmembrane transporter activity
Source: RefSeq, a predicted model, not a curated record